Messenger RNA from Erinaceus europaeus (western European hedgehog), 910 nucleotides. Its product is annotated as leucine-rich repeat flightless-interacting protein 2. The transcript has 3 exons. The record is from RefSeq and is a predicted model, not a curated record. Gene Ontology annotation, biological process: regulation of transcription by RNA polymerase II. The annotation marks the transcript as partial. Lineage: Eukaryota; Metazoa; Chordata; Mammalia; Eulipotyphla; Erinaceidae. Gene Ontology annotation, molecular function: DNA-binding transcription factor activity, RNA polymerase II-specific; RNA polymerase II cis-regulatory region sequence-specific DNA binding.
CUCCCUGCAGGAGGCGCCAACAGACAGAUCAGUGACCUCAAGUUCAAGCUGGCGAAAUCGGAGCAGGAGGUCACGGCGCUGGAGCAGAGUGUGGUCAGGCUAGAGGGUCAGGUGGCACGCUACAAGUCGGCGGCCGAGAACGCGGAGAAGGUGGAAGAUGAGCUCAAGGCGGAGAAGCGGAAGCUGCAGAGAGAGCUCCGCUCCGCCCUGGACAAGACCGAGGAGCUGGAGGUGAGCAACGGGCACCUGGUGAAGCGUCUGGAGAAGAUGAAAACCAGCCGCAGUACCCUCCUGUCCCAGCAGCAGUGAGGGCGACGGCCCCUGGGACGGACUGGCCGGGGCCGCCUCCUCCCUGCACCCUGAGUCCACACGCCCCACGUCCACUGCUGCUCCCGCUGCCAGAGCCCUGGGUGCCCCUGCGGCCGGGUGGCCCUUGGGAAGGGGAGGCGGCAGGAUUCGGAGGGGCCGCUGAUAAGCACACGGGCUGGGCGGGUGGGGGGCACGCUGCCCCCGGGAACUGAGGACCGACGGGUCUCUUUCCUCGCGGGGGGCUCCGUGGGUACGGCCUCUCAUGGCAGAAGCGGCGACUCCCGGAGGACUUUAGCUCGCUGCUGAGGGAAGCACUGUGGAACCACAAGCCAUCACAAGCAGGGCUCCGCUGGUCGAUGUGGCCGUCUUGAGGCUUCCUGGCCCCUCCCCUCGCCAGGAGGUUUUUCUAAGGGACUUUAACACCCUUCCAUCAUGGGGACCUCUCCUUUUGUUUCUUCCCAGGGGAUUUGGCCGCUGCUUCACUGAAAAGAGCUUUUUAAUUGCGUUGUUUCACCCGUAUCUUGGGACUUGAUGUUGUUCACCUCUUUUUAAGAAUGUGCUCCUAGAAAAAUUAAAAAAAAAAAAAGGUUAAAAGCCUUCA